GCGUUGACUUGCUGAAUUUCUGUAUCUCCAUGCAUGACUGGAAUCUGUAUGUAGAUUUUACUCCAAAGAUCAAACAAAUGGACGAGAGACCCCAAGGCGAUCAAACAUUCAGCUGAUAAGAGAUUGAAAUAAUAGACUCAUCCAUAUACUCUACAACACUCUUUAACACACGAUACUCUCAGACUGUUACCACAUGGUGAUGGAUCUUCUCUGGGUACUUUUGGAUGGAAACCUGCAGCUGUUUUACCAGUUUCUGAACAUUCCUUUCGCUCUGCUGUUGUAUUAUUUGGCUAGAAGUGGACGUCUCUCAGUAGUAAACAGGUUUAUCUAUUUGGCCCUGGGUGGCUUCCUCCUGGGUGCUUUGACGAUGGGUCCAUACAGCGUUCUGCUGUUUAUCAGUGCUGGUUUUUCCCUUCUGCUGAUUCGAUUUUUGGACCCAACGCAUAUUUAUCGGUGGACUUUAGGACUGCAGAUGUGCUGGCAAACGUUUUGGCAUUUGUGCAUACAGUACCAGCAAUACUGGCUGCAAGAGACACCCGACUCCAGGCUUUUAUUGGCGGUGUCUGCUCUGAUGUUGAUGACACAGAGGGUUUCUUCUCUAUCUCUGGAUCUUCAGGAGGGAUCAGUCGGCAUUGAUCAUCAUUCAGGGAUCUUCGUUUUAUUUCUGAGCUACUUUCUUUAUUUUCCAUCUCUCCUCGGAGGACCGCUUUGUGAUUUCAACACAUUUGUGGAGUCAGUAAGGCGAAUGAGCCAGACUCCACCCUUAGCGUCCUGCCUAGGUAAUCUUGGAUCAAAAACAUUGCAAGUUUUAGUUUUAGUUUUGAUUAAAUAUGCUCUACAUAUGCUCCUGAAAUCCAACACAAGAGAGAUAUUAGGGAUCUGGAUCUUGGCCCUGCUACUGAAAAUGAACUAUUAUGCACACUGGAAAGUAAGCGAGUGCGUUAACAAUGCCGCAGGCUUCGGUCUCCGUAGUUACCGUCACACUGGAAAACCAUCAUGGGAUGGGAUGUCUGACGGCAACCCAUGGCUGACUGAAUUGUCGAGUCGACCUUCAGUGUUUGCUCGUGAGUGGAACAGAACCACAGCGGCGUGGCUUCGGAGAAUAAUCUUCCAAAGGUGCAACACAUCUCCGCUCCUCGUGACUUUUGGGUUCUCGGCUUGGUGGCACGGACUUCAUCCUGGUCAGAUUCUGGGUUUUCUCAUGUGGGCCACCACCGUGCAUGGUGACUACAAGUUACAUCGCUUCCUGAAACCGAAGCUUACCUCCCCGUGGAGGAAGCGGUUAUAUGUGUGUCUAAGCUGGGCCUUUACACAACUCACCACUGCAUGUGUUGUUGUUUGUGUAGAGCUACAAAGUUUUAAGUCAGUCGGAUUUCUCUGUUCUUCAUAUAUCGCUGUGUUUCCAUUCCUGAGUGUUCUGUACAUUAUGAUCCUGUGA
This is a messenger RNA of Misgurnus anguillicaudatus (oriental weatherfish), 1438 nucleotides long. It is a transcript of the gene mboat4, whose product is annotated as membrane bound O-acyltransferase domain containing 4. Gene Ontology annotation, molecular function: serine O-acyltransferase activity. Gene Ontology annotation, cellular component: endoplasmic reticulum membrane. Lineage: Eukaryota; Metazoa; Chordata; Actinopteri; Cypriniformes; Cobitidae. The record is from RefSeq and is a predicted model, not a curated record. Gene Ontology annotation, biological process: peptidyl-serine octanoylation; lipid modification.